Messenger RNA from Paramuricea clavata, 1272 nucleotides. NCBI's taxonomy places the organism in Eukaryota, Metazoa, Cnidaria, Anthozoa, Malacalcyonacea, Plexauridae. The record is from the annotation of a GenBank genome assembly.
AUGGCUCUUGAAACAAUGCAUAAAGACUCCUGUAUGUGUUCAAAAUCUGAACUCGAUUUAUUUUCUAUUCCACCGACUCAAGUGGUAAUGGAAAAGGGAUUUUGGGAAGCUGUUGAUCCUAUUACGAGCAUAUCUUCUUCAGAUACGAUAGAAUUUUUAUGUGCUGCAAAUUCUGGUGUUUAUACCGACUUAGCAAGCAGUUACCUAUACGUUAAAGCAAAGAUCACUACUGCGGCCGGAGGGAAAUGUGGAUGCUGACAUUCAAGUUGGACCUUCAAACCUUUGGAUGCAUGCAUUAUUCUCACAAGUUGAGGUAUUUCUGAACAACAAACUGGUCACCCCAUCAAGCACAGCAUACCCUUACCGAGCGUAUAUCGAAACGAUCCUGAACUUUAGUAAAGACGCCAAAGAUUCACAUUUGACCUCAGCACUGUUCUAUAAAGAUAAAGCUGGAAAGAUGGAUGCAGUAAACCCUCUCACACAAGACGCCAACGUCAACACGGCAUUAAAACAACGCCAUGCAUAUACACGUGAAAGUAAAUCUGUCGCCAUGGAAGGAAGACUUCAUUCUGAUCUAUUCACGCAAGACCGUUAUAUUCUUGGUGCUGUUCCAAUCAAGAUCAAGCUGGUGAGAUCUAGAGAUCCGUUUUGUUUGGUAUCAUCCGCAGAAGAUCCCAAUUUCAAAGUGGUCAUCGAGGAAUGUUUGUUUUGUGUACGCCGAGUUAACGUAGCCCCUAGUAUUAUACUGGCUCAUUCCCAGUCCCUUCAACAAAUCACUGCCAAAUACCUAAUAUAUUUCAAGGUGGUUUACCAAAUCGUAUCGUGAUUGGAAUGGUCGACGCGGAUGCCUUUAACGGUAUAUAUACGAAGAACCCGUUCAAUUUUAAAAAUUACGAUAUCACAACCAUGGGUCUCACUGUCAACGGAGAGAACUUACCUGGAAAACCACUACAGUUGAAAUUUGGAGCAGACAGUAAUUACAUUUCUGCUUUUCAAACCCUGUACGCCGGCGCACACAAGAUUUUUGAUAAUCAGGGUAAUGGUAUAACGCGUGAAGAAUAUGCAAACGGUUAUACACUGUUUGUGUUUGAUCUCACUCCUGACUUAUGCCUUGGUGAUCAUGUACAACCGAUUAAGAAGGGAAAUGUGUCAAUUGAAUGUCGAUUUGGAACACCAUUGGAGACAGCUAUAAAUAUCGUGGUACUUGGUGAAUUUCAAAGUCUUAUCGAAAUUGAUGCGAACCAGAACGUGCUGUGUGAUUUCAACAACUGA